Messenger RNA from Harpegnathos saltator (Jerdon's jumping ant), 4564 nucleotides. RefSeq lists its product as uncharacterized. Bases 938 to 3733 code for a protein of 931 amino acids. The transcript is spliced from 4 exons. NCBI's taxonomy places the organism in Eukaryota, Metazoa, Arthropoda, Insecta, Hymenoptera, Formicidae. The record is from RefSeq and is a predicted model, not a curated record.
CCACCGACCACAGUUUAAAAGCAACCUCCGUCAUGAUCGCGUCAGCUGGUUUCUAGCCUGCCCCACCAUUUCCUCUCAGUCGUCGUCUUUCUCUUCUUCGUCUGCUGUUCCUUCUUCUUCAUCGUCUUCUUCUUGCUCUUCUUCUUCGUCUUCUUCUUCUUUUUCCUCGAGAACGACCGCGGACCGCGCGCGCGCGCGCGUAUCGCAACUUGCUCCGGGCGGUAGUCGGCCGCCAGCUCCGUUCGCCGCAGCGCGACGAUCAUGUCGAUCGUUGGCGAAGAUCGAUAAAGGCCGCGCGGGAGAAAAUGUGCUACGUUCCGCGGUCGAGCGCGAAAUCGAGCGCUGGAGGAAUCGAUCGCUGUUGGACUAGCAGCACGAGUGACAGCGGGAGCGCAUAGAGAAACGUAAGCAGUAAGACCUGGGCGGGGUGAUGAGAGAGUGAGUCAGUCGCCAUGGAAAUUGAUCGAUCGAUUAUUCUCGGGUCCUGAGGAGAACCAAUCGACUGUGUGGUUGGUCAGUUUGCUAACUGCUCGAGUUCUUCCAUGUGCUCCCGGCCUGAAGAAGAAGAAGAAGAAGAAGAAGAAGAAGAAGAAGACGAAGACGAAGAAGAAGAAGUAGAAGAAGAAGAAGAAGAAGAAGUAGAAGAAGAAGACGAAGAAGAAGAAGAAGAAGAAGACGACGAGGGCGAAGACGGUGGGUGGUUCCCAGAUCGAGCGGAGUUUCCUGCCGAUCGAUCGACCGAUCGGUACCGUCGAUGGCCACGGGCCCGAGCGAGUGGUGGUGCAUCGUGGUCGUGGGACGCGAGUGCUGAUCGAUCGGAGUUAUGAGGGAGAGGCGAUCGCGAGGGAAAUAAUCGAUGUUACCGCGGCAGUGAUGCACCCGCUGGCAGUCUGACGUACGUGAGCGAGCGCGGCCCUCUCGCGGAGAGCGUACAACGAUGAGUGCCAGGCGAAGAGUGUUCAACGCCCUUGACGGGCUCAUCAAGUGUGAUCGUGCGAUCGUAUGCUCCAUGUUCUUGUGGUAUCUCGCGCUCCUGUCGUGCUUCGUCGAGGCCGCCACGCUGCAGCCGGGGAUAUGCGCCAUGGACGGCUGCCACUGCACCGUCCAAUCGCAUCGUUGGGUUUUCAUCAAGUGCGUCUUCUCCAAAGAACAGAAUGUGGAGUUGCAGGAAGGAACCAUUCCGUCGGAUACGACGCAGCUCGAGGUCUCUCACUGCCGAGAGCUGAGAAUACAAACCGGCGCGUUUGGGAACAACACGUCCCUGAAGGAAGUCCACGUCUCGCGGAUCGACAGCGUGGUGGCCAAGCGGCAGGCCUUCCAGAAUAUGAGCGUGCCCAACACGUACCUCAACGUGACGGAGUGCAAGAGCGUGUUGCUGGAGAGCCACGCCUUCAUGAACCUAAACAGCACCCUGACCGUCUCCAUCUCGCGAUGCAAACACGUGGAGAUCAAGCCGUGCGCCUUUUCGUGGCUGCUGUGGAUUCACGUGAGGGACGUGCCGUCCUUGGAACUCUCCAGCAACGCCUUCAAGUUCGAGGCGCCCGAACACGGACGGCACGGACCGGCGACCAAGAUAAAUUUCCAAAGCGUGGGGAUCACGGAGCUACCCAAGGCGGUCUUCCCCUCCGUCCUCUCCGAGAUUAAAAUGAACGACAUCUCGAUGAAGGUCAUACGCAAGGACGCCUUCUGCGCCAUGACCAUUCUGCGGGUGAUCAUCAGCAACGCGUCCAUCCACGAGAUUCAGUCGGGCGCCUUCAGCGACAAGGCCUUCAUCGACAAUCUCGAGUUCAUCGACGUGGAACUGCGAAAUAUUCACACCACGGCCUUCCGAGCUAGCCACGACAACCUGACGAUCCAAUAUUCAAGAUUGUCCGAGGUGGAGAGCGGCGCCGUCAACUCGCAAGUGGCGGUCGUCAUCUUCAGCAAGAACGAAUUCCAGAACUUGCAGCGGGGCUCGAUCGUGCUGCACGAGUGGAACAACAUCACGAUCGACCAGAAUGUCUUCGUGAACCUGGAGAGCGAGGCCAUUAAGGCGGAGGUCAACUACACGUCCAACCCCAACUUCGAGUUCUCCUUCACGGGCAAUCGCAUACAGCGGGCGCGGCCGGGCUCGCUGAGAUUCGCCGCGAUCUCCCAGAAGGCGAACUCGGCUCGCAUCGGCAACAAUUACUUCAAGCUCACGUGCAACUGCCACCUCGAGGACUGGGUGCGCGAGGUGACGGGGACCGACAGCUCGACCACCUGGAUGAUGGACUCUAGCUACUGCGAGAUCGACCGCUCGGUUUUCAAGUGCCCGAACCUGCCCGAGCACAUAUCCAUGGGGAACUUUACGCGACUGAUCUGCGAGUCGCAGCAGCACGUCAACUGCGAGAAGCCGACGAAGCAGCCGUCGAAGCCGCAGCCGCAGCCGCCGAGUUUCAGCCCGCCCAACGUGGGCCCGCACGUGUACCCGCGGAACAAGAGCUUCUUCGACUCGAGCGAGAGCGAGCAGCUGGAGCGCGAGAAGCGAAUCAUCGUCAUCGUUUGCGUGGUGGCGGUCUUCGUCGUCGUCGUGGUGAUCUUAGCCUCGGGGAUCCUCUACAUGCGCAGACGCGGCGUGUGUCCGAAGCUCACGUCCGGACAGCUGAUGAACCUGGCCAAUUGGUUUUCACCCAACAACGGAAUGACCGCCGCCACCUCCGCCAGGUCCAUCUCCAGAAUGAGCGUGCACGAGUACGCCGGCCUCCAGACGCCGGAGACGAGGAUCUUGGAAGAAGAGCCUCGAGAGGCGGAAGCCACAGCGGAUGACUACGACGAGGGGACCGGCGUAGACGUUUACCCUUACACGGAGAACAAAGCGACGCAGACACUGCCGGAGGAGCUAACGGAGGAGUACCUGAGGGAUCUCCGCGAGAGACUCAACGAUCCCGACAACUACAGCCAAGCGAGGGACAUGAUCGAGCACCUGUACGACCUGAUCAAGGUGGAGGAGAGUUGCAACAACAACAACAACGACCACCGGCAACCGGUGGACGAUCAAGAGGAGAACGCCUACGACAUCAUCCAGCCGAGGAUCAGGAGGCCUCGCGGCGCCCCGAGGCCGUCCGUCACCGUCGGCACCAAGGCGCCAUCCUUGGAGAAGCUGUUGCCCAACGGCAUACAACUGAGACCGCCCAUCACGGAGUACACGCAGCCCCGUGACCAGAGAACCAGCGACCAGAAUCACCUGUACGCCGAGUUACCGGGCGACGAGACGGUCCCGAGCACCAGCCGGCUGUCCCAACCGAUCCUGGAGAGCCUGAUCGGCCGUGCGCCGCAGCCGUUACCUCCGGACGUGGUGAACGACCACCUGGUGGAGCGUCCGCCGCCCAAGAACUACGCUUACAACGACAAUGAGCGCGCGCCGCCGCCGCCGCGGAGUCCGCGGUUGUUGGGCUCGUGCAGGAACAACCACCAGCAGCCGGCCGGCAGCAGGCCGAUGAGCUUCCUCAAGGUGCUCAGCGAGAGUAUCCGGGGCGCGACGAGCAAGAUGAACGGCGGCAAGAGGCCGAACUCCCUGCUCUGCGAAUACGCCGAGCCGUCCGACGUCACCGCCCACCUGUACUCGGAGCUGCCGGAGCCGCGGACGCCCGCGUCCACCAGCACCAGGAUGGCCAACAGGCCGUUGCCCACGAAACCCGAUCAGGACCCCGUCGCCGCGGACGCGAACGCGAACGCGAACGCGAACGCGAACGCGAACGUAGCGAAGGCGUAGCCAGGCCGGUGUCCAUUUAUCUGUGAUAUACAAAUGUGUGUGUGUGUGUGUGUGUGUGUGUGUGUGUGUGUGUGUGUCGAGUUCUCUCGCCCUGCUACCGUUCAUGCCGUUCAGAGAGACUACGUGCGUGUUCGCGCUUGUGUGCGAGAGCGAUUGCGUUCGCGCAAGAACUCCGCUGCCGAGCCGGGACGGAACGGGACGGGACGGGGCGAGACGAGUCGACCGAGAGAGGAAGAGAAAGAGAGACCAGCCGCUGCGUUAGAGCGGAGGAAAUUAGUGCAAUUCACGCGUACACAGGCCUCGGCCGAGAUAGAUGGUGGCGGCGGCGGCGGCGGCGGCGGAGGCACCAAGUGGCCUCACCUUCGAGUCGCGCGCGUAUGAAUGAGGCCUCGUUAGAACAAUGCUGUCGCCCGGCUCACGAUUUCGUUUCCCGUCUCGAGAGGGGAGCGGCAGCAGUCGCGGCGACCAAUCGACCAAAGCCACGUUCUUCCUCGCGAAGGCAGAGCGAGUGCGUCGAAAUUGCCGCUCUCGCCUCUUCAUGGCUUCGUUCGUCCCGCUCGUUCUCUUUUUCCUUUCCCCUUUUUUAUUCGCGCUCGCGACACGACGUCGAGAGACGCUACCGGCGCGACUCGUCGUGUUCUCUCAGAAGACCGUGUCCGCUCGCGGCACACAUCGUGAGGAAAUGUUGACGGAUCUUUAUUUAUGUGACUAUAUCUACGAGAGAUAGAUGUAACAUAAAGGUAUAUAUAUAUAUAUAUAUACAUAUAUAUAUACAUGUAUAUGUAUACUCGCUUCGUCAGGUAUUAUUAAAUAAGCAUUUUACAAAUUCCA